Messenger RNA from Akanthomyces muscarius, 1119 nucleotides. RefSeq lists its product as uncharacterized. NCBI's taxonomy places the organism in Eukaryota, Fungi, Ascomycota, Sordariomycetes, Hypocreales, Cordycipitaceae. The transcript has a single exon. The record is from RefSeq and is a predicted model, not a curated record. Gene Ontology annotation, molecular function: protein binding. The coding region runs from base 1 to 1119 and encodes 372 amino acids.
AUGGAUUGGCAAUGCUUCCCCAACGAGAUUUUCAUCGUGAUUACUUCUUUUGCAACCAUCCCCACCAUCAGCCGCAUUGCACGUACCAAUCGCACGAUGCGCAGUCUCCUUGCAGACAGAAUCUACACGAUGGAUUUGAAACGUCGAGAAAGGAAGGGCAGAGUGUCUCGGGCCCUGCGCUGGGCCUUGUUCGCCGCGCGAGACUUUCACGAGCAAUACGACUUCGAUGUGGACAUGACUGUGGUAUUUGCCGUGGCGCGAAAGGCUAUUGCGGCCGGCGCUGAUGUUAACAUUUGGGUUGAAAUGGGACAUAAUCGGCUCUUAGAAGGGAGUUUUCAUCAUCUACCGCCCACACUCCUCGGAAUUGCCGCUUCGACAGGCGACGUAGCACUGGCUCAGCUGCUGCUGGACGCCGGCGCCGACGUCAAUGCCGGAUAUCCCCCCAUUCAUGCUGCCACAGCUCAUGGUAAGCUUCACAUGAUGAAGCUUCUUUUCAAUUACCCAAAUAUACGUUUGGCGAAUUUCCAUACUGUCUACACUAGUCUCUUGAGCAAGGCUGUCGACACAAAUUCCAUCGAUGCUGUGAAGCUUGUUAUUCCCCUCGUGGGCCCUCGGACUUCCACCGAAUUGCAAAGGGAAACGCCAAUCCACAAUGCAGUCCUAUUUCAGAAUCCUGAGAUUGUUGCCGAGCUUCUUAGAUGCGAAUUCAUUGAUCCGGACACCCCGAGACACGUCGAACCUGGGCCGCGCAAAACACCUUUUACAUUGGCAUGCUGCCUCCCCAAUAUAGAGAUUGUGAGGCUUCUUCACGAUGAUUUGAGAUUUAAUGUAGACGGCUAUGUGUGUCGGCUUUCUCCCAUUUACUUUGCCCUCAUGCAUGACCAGUAUCCGGCUGCAGAAUUCCUGAUUCAAUCCAAGAAGGCCGAACGUGUUCACUACAACGCCAUGCUCUUUUUUAUCGAACGCAACAUGCUCAGAAGAGCUUAUCAUCUUCUUUUUAGGCUUGAGACCAAGAUCGGGCCACAGAUUGAGAUUUUGAUAGGCCUAGCAGAAAGGAAGGGUCACCACCAGCUGGCUGUUGACCUUCGUACACAGCGCGAUAAAGAGGCUUCGGGUUAG